CUUACUCAUAUCUUCUAAACGAAUUAAAACGUUCUGGACCUGACCUGGCGAGAGAUUCUAACUCGGUGGAACCGAGGAGCUUCACGCUCCCCAAGCUGACGAUAAACUUGUAUGUGGCAAUACAUACGUUCUGCUGCUGAAUUGUUUCAACUGAUGGUCUGCUGAGAUGAAAUAUCAAUUAAGACGGCCAACACACAGUUUGAAAGCUGUACAUCAUGGCGAACAGACUGACAGUCCACUGGGCAGACUAUCUCAUUCUAUGCCUUAUACUGCUGCUUUGUUUAGGAAUUGGAGUUUUCUUCGCUAUCAAAGGACGACAUAAAGCUACCAGAAACGCCUAUUUGUUGGGAGACCGCAACAUUGGUAUUUUGCCCGUGUGUUUGUCUUUAUUCGUGACUUACCAGUCAGCCAUCAGUUUGAUUGGAAUUCCAGCAGAAAUGUAUUUCCAUGGGACAAUGGUGCUUUUCUUCUACGUUUCAAUCACCAGUUGCUAUGUUGCCGGUCUCUUUACGCUAAUACCGCUUCUGUAUCCGUUGCAAGUGACAAGUAUGUAUGAGUAUUUGGGUCUCCGAUACGAGUCGUCUGCCGUGAGAUUGCUGGGAACGUGUGUGGGCAUGCUGCAGACAAUAAGCUACAUGGCAAUUUGUUUACUUUCUCCUGCACUAGCUCUACAAGCAGCUGCCGGUAUUGAGCUGUGGCUGUCUGUUGUUGUAGUUGGUAUAGUGGGUACAAUCUACACGAGUUUGGGUGGUAUUAAAAGUGUUGUAUGGACGGACACGUUUCAAACAGUAAUAAUUUUUGUCGGAAUGGUGGCCAUUUUGGUUAAGGGAUUAAUGGAAGUGGGUGGAGUGAAGAAUAUGUUUGAAAUUGCAAACUCACAAGGUCGGAUAAUCUUCGACGACGUCCGGGUGGAUCCGCGUGUACGUCACACUCUUUGGUCGUUGACGUUAGGCGCUUUCUUCAACUGGUUCGUCAACAGCUUCAACCAAUCAACAGUUCAACGCUUAUCUUCACUUAGGACUAUGAGAGCUGCCAAAAUAGCGUUUUUCCUGAAUGGACCCCUCUGCAUUGUGUACGGAAGUAUCCUCUGUUUUAGCGGAAUCCUCGUUUUCUCAUACUUCUUCGCGAAAGGGUGUGAUCCGUAUGAAGCUGGUUUAAUUGAAAACCGAAAUCAGGUGAUGCCUUAUUUUGUGAUGGACGUUUUAGCUGUGCUUCCAGGAAUGGCAGGACUCUAUAUAUCCACGCUUUUCAGUGGUGCUCUUAGCACAUUUUCUUCUGGAAUUAAUGCUUUGGCAGCUAACACAGUUGAAGAUUUGCUUGGCUACCCGAUUGCCAAAUUCAAACUAAAGGAGAGUACAGCUACCCUUAUAGCUAAACUAUUUGUAAUUGUCUAUGGUUUGCUCACCAUCGGGUUGGCGUAUUUAGCCAAGUCACUUCACGGACCUGUUACACAGAUGGCGAAUUCAGCCAUGGGUGCCUGUGGUGGACCUGUGUUGGGAAUUUUUCUCCUGGGAGCCAUCUUCCCGUGGGCGAAUAAACAUGGCGCCUUAUAUGGGUGUUUAGCAGCGAUCAUAUUUAACAUGUGGAUGGCCAUUGGAGGACAGAUAUAUGGCUCGCCACCCGUGCCACUUCCACCAGCACCGACCUACGGAUGCGAAGGAAAUAUCACUAUGGUGAUGAAUACUACUGGAAGUCAAGAGUACACGUUGUCUUCCAUUACGACUAGUACAGUUUCACCACAAACUAAUUUAAGCUCAUUAUCCAUUGUUCACGAGCGACCAUUAUUCAUCUACGAAGUGUCCUACUUGUGGUAUGGACUCAGCGGUGUCGUCAUUUCCAUGGUUAUUGGAAGUAUUUUAAGUUUGGCCACAGGAAAGUAUGACGUAACACGACUAGAUCCUAGGUUGCUGUUUCCUUUUGCUAGGAAGAUUUGGAAAAUUAAUCUACAGGAGACUUCCGAUAGAGAGAACACAUUAAAGUUAGAACAGUCGUCAUUAAUGAAUGUCCGCGAGUCAUGGGAAAAGGAGAAAGAUGUCAGAUUCCCAGAACGAACUUCAUUUAUUAUCCCAGGAGAUGAAACGGUCACUAAUAAAGAAUUACAAGGCAAAGCAGACAGUCAUAUCUGAUAUGUCAGUCUGGAACGUUUAUCACGCUGGAUGUGUUCGGGGGUUUUGUGUGCAUUACAGAAUAUGGUGUAAAAACGAUGCCAUGUUACCAAACUAGUCUUCCUAUGUUGUUCCUACAGAUGCAAUUGCUACCUAGUAUAUCCACAAUAAACAGAAAAUUUGUAUUAAAGUUCACAAUAAAUUAAACGUAAAUGCAUAAAGAUCUGUUUUGCUAAGAUAUUGCUCAAUACAAUGUACAUGUAUCAGACAAAUAUUACAUUAUGUAUGAUUUAUGAUAAAGGCUAGUUUAACUUUACACCAAAUUCGUCUUUGAAAAUCGUAUAUUAAAAGUGUUCUUGGGCUACGAUGGAAGUGCACCAGAGCUUAACGGGUUUUUUUAAAUUAUGACUAAUAUAUUAUGUAUUAAGAGCAAUACAUUUGCAAUAACUAUUGUUGUACGGAAAUACCUCUACAAUGUAUUUCGUUCAAGAUGCAGUACACCUUUAUUUUGUUGAUCAAUAAUGAAAACAUCCAGAAAUGGCAUCAGUGUUUUAUUGGUGAUAAUCAUUAUAUUAUUAGCUAAUAGUGUAUGUAUGAAUGAAUGAAUGAAUGAAUGAAUGUUUAAAGACACCACAGCACAAAAAUACCCAUCGGCUAUUGGGUUGUCAGAAAAAGUACUACACGUGUAUAUGGAAAUAGUAUUUACAUAAUUAUGUAAAACCAGUGUAUAUAUACAAUACAGUACUCCAGAUUACAUCUUGAUAUCGUACACUACGUACAACAUAUGCUGUACAGUCGUUAAAACACUGAAACAAGCUUGUAUAUACUGUUGUAUUUCAAUAAACGUAGGGGAAGCAGGGGCGUAGCGUGAUCUGAACCUGGGGGUGGGGGUGGUCGAAUAUGAACCAAGGGGACCUUUUUUCUAUUUUGUUUUUGCACCAUCAGAAACUCCAUAUGUAUAAACAUGUAUGCUUU
Messenger RNA from Gigantopelta aegis, 3080 nucleotides. Its product is annotated as sodium-coupled monocarboxylate transporter 2-like. Bases 216 to 2126 code for a protein of 636 amino acids. Gene Ontology annotation, biological process: transmembrane transport; sodium ion transport. Gene Ontology annotation, cellular component: membrane. Gene Ontology annotation, molecular function: symporter activity. NCBI's taxonomy places the organism in Eukaryota, Metazoa, Mollusca, Gastropoda, Neomphalida, Peltospiridae. The transcript has 16 exons. The record is from RefSeq and is a predicted model, not a curated record.